Jaculus jaculus (lesser Egyptian jerboa) is the source of this 2636-nucleotide messenger RNA. It is a transcript of the gene Hsd17b4, whose product is annotated as hydroxysteroid 17-beta dehydrogenase 4. Lineage: Eukaryota; Metazoa; Chordata; Mammalia; Rodentia; Dipodidae. The record is from RefSeq and is a predicted model, not a curated record. The coding region runs from base 83 to 2311 and encodes 742 amino acids. Gene Ontology annotation, molecular function: oxidoreductase activity. The transcript is spliced from 24 exons.
CCGCCGGUCACUGGCUGGCACCGGGUCCCCGCCACUCCCCCUCCUGUCGCCCUACCGGGUCCCGGCGACACGGCCUGCGUGGAUGUCAGCGCAGGCUGGACUCAUGGCUUCUGCGCUGAGGUUCGACGGGCGUGUGGUCCUGGUGACCGGCGCGGGCGGAGGAUUAGGCCGAGCCUAUGCCCUGGCUUUUGCAGAGAGAGGAGCAUUAGUUGUUGUGAAUGACUUGGGCGGAGACUUCAAGGGGGUUGGUAAAGGCUCCUCGGCUGCUGAUAAGGUGGUUGAAGAGAUAAGAAAGAAAGGCGGGAAAGCAGUGGCCAAUUAUGACUCGGUGGAGGCCGGCGAGAAGGUCGUGAAGGCGGCGCUGGACGCUUACGGAAGAAUAGAUGUUGUGGUCAACAAUGCCGGGAUUCUGCGGGACCGCUCCUUCACGAGGAUAAGUGAUGAAGACUGGGAUAUAAUCCAGAGAGUUCAUUUGAGGGGCUCAUUCCAAGUGACGCGGGCAGCAUGGGAUCACAUGAAGAAGCAGAAUUAUGGCAGGAUCAUUAUGACGUCAUCAGCUUCGGGGAUAUAUGGCAACUUUGGCCAGGCAAACUACAGUGCUGCAAAGCUGGGCAUUUUGGGCCUGGCCAACACGCUCGCCAUCGAAGGCCGGAGGAACAACAUUCACUGUAACACUAUUGCCCCUAACGCGGGAUCGCGGAUGACGCAGACUGUUUUGCCGGAAGAUAUUGUUGAAGCCUUGAAGCCUGAUUAUGUGGCUCCCCUGGUCCUCUGGCUUUGCCAUGAGACUUGUGAGGAAAAUGGUGGCUUGUUUGAGGUUGGAGCCGGAUGGAUUGGAAAAUUGCGCUGGGAGCGGACCCUCGGGGCCAUCGUGAGAGAGCGGAACAAGGCAAUGACUCCCGAGGCAGUGAAGGCCAACUGGAAGAAGAUCUGUGACUUCAGUAACGCCACCACCCCUCAGAGCAUCCAGGAAUCAACAAGCGGUAUACUUGAAGUUCUGCAGAAAGUCGAUUCAGGAGGAAUGUCCGCAAAUCCUACCAGUCAGGCGGCACCUGCGGCCACAUCAGAUUUUGCCGGAGCCGUUGGCCACAAACUGCCUUCCUUCUCGUCUGCCUACACGGAACUGGAAAGCAUCAUGUACGCCCUCGGAGUGGGGGCUUCCGUCAAGAAUCCCAGCCACCUCAAGUUCGUUUACGAGGGAAGCGCUGACUUCUCCUGCUUGCCCACUUUCGGAGUUAUCGUAGCCCAGAAGUCCUUGAUGGAUGGGGGAUUGGCGGAGAUCCCUGGACUUUCUGUCAACUUUGCCAAGGUUCUUCAUGGGGAGCAAUACUUGGAGCUGUAUAAACCACUUCCUAGAGCAGGGAAAUUAAAAUGUGAAGCAGUUGUUGCUGACAUCCUCGACAAGGGAUCGGGCUUAGUCAUUAUUAUGGACGUCCAUUCUUAUUCCGAGAAGGAACUUAUUUGCUACAACCAGUUCUCCCUCUUCCUUGUUGGCUCUGGAGGCUUUGGUGGGAAACGAACAUCAGACAAAGUCAAAGUGGCCGUCGCUGUACCUAACAGACCUCCUGACGCUGUGGUGAAGGAUGCCACCUCACUUAAUCAGGCUGCUUUGUACCGCCUCAGUGGAGACUGGAAUCCCUUACACAUUGACCCUAACUUUGCUAGCAUUGCUGGUUUCGAGAAGCCCAUAUUGCAUGGCCUGUGUACCUUUGGGUUUUCUGGGCGGCAUAUUUUGCAGCAGUAUGCGGAUAAUGAUGUGUCAAGAUUCAAGGCAAUUAAGGCUCGUUUCGCCAAGCCAGUGUAUCCGGGACAAACUCUCCAAACUGAGAUGUGGAAGGAAGGGAACAGAAUUCAUUUUCAGACCAAGAUCCAAGAAACUGGAGACAUUGUGAUUUCAAACGCAUAUGUGGAUCUUGUGCCAGCAUCUGGUGCCUCAGCUAAGACGCCCUCUAAGGCUGGGGAGCUGCAGAGUGCUCUUGUGUUUGGAGAGAUCGGUCGGCGCCUUAAGGACAUCGGGCCCGAGGUGGUGAAGAAAGUGAACGCCGUGUUCGAGUGGCACAUCACCAGAGGCGGAGACACCGCAGCCAAGUGGACUAUUGACCUGAAGAGCGGCUCUGGAGAGGUGUACCCAGGCCCUGCGAGAGGCUCUGCCGAUACAACCAUCAUCAUCUCGGACGAAGACUUCCUGGACGUGGUCCUGGGCAAGCUUGACCCUCAGAAGGCGUUCUUCAGUGGCAAGCUGAAGGCCAGAGGGAACAUCUUGCUGAGCCAGAAACUGCAGAUGAUUCUCAAAGACUACGCCAAGCUGUGACGGGCUCGCCGCACGCGACCCCAGAUGAGCGCUGAACCCCUCCUCACCACGUCUGCUUGUUGCUUCUGCAAACCGAUCGGAACCGAGAUGCAGGGGAGGCCGCUUCCCAUACAGCCUUCAGAUAAUGUUUCAGAUGUUCAUUUUCUACUAAUUUUACACAUACCGUUAUUUUUACAAGGAACUGUAAGCUACUGCAUAAUUGCUCUGUUCAUAAAUCUGUGUCUUAAUGAGAAAUGCAGCCAAAUCCAGUAGCUUUAGAAACUGUGACAGCUUUCCUACACUGAAGAGAUGAUUAAGGGAAUAAAGGCCACUUUGAUACCUGCUA